Molecule: messenger RNA, 3243 nt
Organism: Cynara cardunculus var. scolymus (artichoke)
Lineage: Eukaryota; Viridiplantae; Streptophyta; Magnoliopsida; Asterales; Asteraceae
Product: dynamin-2A-like
Exons: 22
Coding region: 240-2954 (904 amino acids)
Cellular component (GO): cytoplasm; microtubule; membrane
Molecular function (GO): microtubule binding; GTPase activity; GTP binding
Source: RefSeq, a predicted model, not a curated record
CAUGAUUCCUCUCUGCAUCCACCCAACAAAUUUCAAAAAUAUUUCAAAUCUCAAUCCGACCACUAUAGAACCCUAAAAAUAUCAUCACCAUUUUCCAUCAAAUACUUGGGGUUUUUGUUCUUAUUUCAACUUGUUUACCACCUCUUCUCGAUUCUGUGUUCAUCCAUUACUCGAUCUGUGAUUUGCUUUGCUUCGAUCUGUGAUUUCCUUUUUAGUCUUUUCGACUUGGAAGAUCAAUAAUGGAGGCGAUUGAAGAAUUGGCCCAGCUUGCGAAUUCCAUGCGGCAGGCUGCGGCUUUGCUUAACGAUGAAGAUGUUGACGAAAACUUGCCAGACUCUUCAAGACGCCCUGCCACAUUUCUUAAUGUUGUUGCUCUUGGCAAUACCAGUGCAGGUAAAUCAGCAGUUUUGAACAGUUUGAUUGGACAUCCUGCUUUGCCAACUGGAGAAGGUGGUGCAACUCGUGCGCCUAUAUGCAUUGACUUAAAGAGGGAUGGUAACUUAAGCAGCAAAUCAAUUGUAUUGCAGAUUGAUAGUAAAUCUCAGCCAGUGUCUGCAAGCGCUCUUCGGCACUCAUUACAGGACAGGCUUAGUAAAAUUUCAAGCAAGAGUCAGGAUGAAAUAUUUUUGAAGCUUAAAACAAGUACAGCUCCUUCCUUGAAAUUGGUUGAUUUGCCUGGAGUUGAUAAGGGAAAUCUUGAUGAUUCGUUGAGUGAGUAUGCUCAGCACAAUGAUGCAAUUCUGCUGGUUGUAAUACCUGCUGCCCAGGCACCAGAAAUUGCCUCUGCCAAAGCUCUCAGAAUUGCAAAGGAAUAUGAUGGAGAAUCAACAAGAACCAUUGGUGUCAUCAGUAAAAUAGAUCAAGCAUCUUCAGAUCCCAAAAUCCUUGCUGCUGUUCAGGCACUUCUCUUGGGUCAAGGACCACGAAGUACAGCUGAUAUCCCGUGGGUUGCUCUAAUUGGUCAAUCGGUUUCCAUCACUUCAGCACAGUCGGGAAAUGUGGGAUCCAAUAACUCGUUAGAAACUGCAUGGCGAGCCGAAACUGAAAGUUUAAAAUCUAUAUUAACGGGAGCCCCUCAGAGUAAGCUUGGUAGAUUGGCCUUGGUGGAGACCCUUGCUCAUCAAAUUCGUAGCCGAAUGAAAAUCAGACUUCCAAGUCUUCUAUCAGGACUUCAGGGUAAAUCGCAAAUUGUGCAAGAUGAGUUGGUAAGGCUUGGAGAAUCGAUGGUCACUAGUUCUGAAGGCACACGGGCUUUGGCCUUGGAGCUGUGCCGUGAAUUCGAGGACAAAUUUCUUCAACAUAUUAUGACCGGAGAGGGUAGUGGCUGGAAAGUUGUUGCAAGUUUUGAGGGUAACUUUCCUGAUAUGAUCAAACAGCUUCCUCUUGACAGACAUUUCGACAUAAAAAACGUCAAGAGGAUUGUGCUAGAAGCAGAUGGUUAUCAACCUUACCUCAUUUCUCCAGAGAAAGGAUUGCGGUCAUUAAUAAAAGGUGUAUUAGAGCUGGCAAAGGAACCAUCGCGUCUUUGUGUUGAUGAGGUUCAUCGUGUGCUUGCCAACAUAGUUUCAGCAUCAGCUAACGCUACACCAGGGCUUGGGAGAUAUCCUCCAUUCAAGAGAGAGGUGGUGGCAAUUGCUACUGCUGCUCUAGAGGGGUUUAAGAAUGAAGCAAAGGAUAUGGUGACUGCACUUGUGGACAUGGAGCGAGUGUUUGUCCCACCACAACAUUUCAUUCGUUUGGUGCAAAGAAGGAUGGAUAGGCAGAGACGAGAGGAAGAGAUUAAAACCAAAUCUUCUAAGAAGGCUGUUGAUGCAGAGCAAUCUUUACUGAAUAGGGCAACUAGUCCUCAAACAGGUGGGAAUUUGAAAUCAAUGAAGGAUACCAAGCAAGAUAAGGAUGUAGACGGACCUACUCUAAAGACUGCAGGACCUGAGGGGGAGAUUACAGCAGGGUUCUUGCUGAAGAAAAGUGCAAAAACCAACGGGUGGAGUAGAAGAUGGUUUGUUUUGAAUGAGAAAACUGGGAAGCUUGGAUACACUAAGAAACAAGAAGAGAGAAAUUUUCGUGGUGUCAUCACUUUGGAGGAUUGUGUUGUAGAAGAGAUUGAAGAGGAUGAACCCCCAGCCAAAAGUUCCAAGGAUAAGAAGUCAAAGGUGGAGGAAAAACCACCCAGUCUGCUCCUCAAAAUAACGAGCAAGGUUGCAUACAAGACUGUAUUAAAAGCUCAUAACGCUGUUCUCUUAAAGGCCGAGAGUGCUGUAGAUAAGGCUGAGUGGUUAAACAAAUUAAGAGCUGUAAUGGGUGCCAAAGGGGGUGAAGUGAUUAUGAAGGCAGAUGGGCCUCCCAUUCGGCACACUCAUUCAGCUGGUUCUCUUGAUACAAUGGCCAGAAAACCUGCAGAUCCAGAGGAAGAGCUUCGUUGGAUGGCUCAGGAAGUUCGGGGUUAUGUUGAAGCAGUUCUGAACAGCCUUGCAGCCAAUGUCCCAAAGGCAAUUGUCCUUUGCCAAGUAGAAAAGGCUAAAGAAGACAUGCUGAAUAAGCUGUACAGUUCUGUAAGUUCCCAGAGUACAGCAAGGGUUGAGGAGCUGCUUGAGGAGGAUGGUAAUGUUAAGCGGAAAAGAGAGAGAGUACAGAAGCAAUCCUCCCUGCUCUCCAAGCUCACCAGGCAACUCAGCAUUCAUGAUAAUCGAGCGGCUGCAGUCUCCGGCAUGACAAACGAUAGUCCUGUCGAAAGUCCAAGAAGUAGUGGAGGUGACUGGAGAUCUGCCUUUGAUUCUGCUGCGAAUGGCCCCUUGGGCCUCGACUCUCAAUUUGGGUCAAAUGGCCACAGUCGAAGGUAUAGCGACCCUUCCCAAAACGGGGAUGAUAGCCCAAGCCCCAGAUCAAAGUCCACCGGGCGUCGCACUCCAAACAGGUUGCCCCCAGCACCACCUGGUUCUGGUUAUAGGUUUUAGAUGAAGGUUAAAAAAGAUUGGAAGUGAUUGAUUUAUGCAUAUUCUUGUUGUUGGGAUGGGUGUCCUUGAUGAUAUUACUACUACGGUCGGUACGUUGUGUACAACACAUUUAUUGUAGAUAGAUAUAUUCAUGUUCCCUUUGUAUUUUUCUAUCAUAAAUUUUGCUGGUUUAAACCAAAUCUUUUUGGUAUCUGUGACUUAAAACUCAAUUCUUAUUAUUUGUGUACAAGAGGGACUGGACUUUCUUGGAUGACGACUUAGAAUGAAAAUAUUCUCAUUCCUUAUCCAA